AUGUCCACUUCCAAUUGUAGGUUUUACGAGAACAAGUUCCCUGAAGUUGAUGAUGUUGUGAUGGUAAACGUCCAACAAAUCGCUGAAAUGGGUGCUUACGUUAGAUUAUUGGAAUAUGACAACAUUGAAGGUAUGGUUUUGUUAUCUGAAUUGUCAAGAAGACGUAUUAGAUCUAUCCAAAAGUUGAUUCGUGUUGGUAAGAAUGAAGUUGUCGUUGUAUUAAGAGUGGAUAAGGAGAAGGGUUAUAUUGAUUUGUCUAAGCGUCGUGUUUCUGCAGAAGAUGUCAUCAAAUGUGAAGAAAGAUACCAAAAGUCCAAGGCCGUACAUUCCAUCUUGAGACAAUGUGCUGAGAAAUACCAAGUAUCAUUGGAAGAUUUGUACAAAGCUUAUGCAUGGCCUUUAAGUCGAAAGUACGGUCAUGCUUACGAUGCCUACAAGAUGUCCAUUGUGGACCCUAACGUUUGGGAUGGUAUUGAAUCUAUCAGCGACGAAAUUUUCCAAGAAUUGAAGGGCCAAAUCACCAGAAGAUUGACCCCACAAGCGGUCAAGAUCAGAGCAGAUGUCGAGGUUUCAUGUUUCAGUUACGAGGGUAUUGAUGCUAUCAAAGAAGCCCUAAAAUCUGCUGAAGAGUUGUCCACUGAACAAAUGCAAAUCAAAGUCAAAUUGGUGGCUGCCCCAUUGUACGUCAUCACCACCCAAUCUUUGGACAAAGAUCAAGGUGUUCAACUAUUGGAAACUGCUAUCGCAAAGAUCGAAGAAGUCAUUCUAAAGUACAAUGGUGUCUGUAAUGUCACAAUGGCUCCAAAGGCUGUCACCGCCACUGAAGAUGCUGAAUUACAAGCACUAUUAGAAUCCAAGGAAUUAGAAGGUAGAUCAGAUUCCGAAGAUGAAGACUCCGAUUACGAAUAG
This is a messenger RNA of Kluyveromyces lactis, 909 nucleotides long. RefSeq names its product translation initiation factor eIF2 subunit alpha (gene SUI2). NCBI's taxonomy places the organism in Eukaryota, Fungi, Ascomycota, Saccharomycetes, Saccharomycetales, Saccharomycetaceae. Gene Ontology annotation, cellular component: eukaryotic translation initiation factor 2 complex; eukaryotic 48S preinitiation complex; eukaryotic translation initiation factor 2B complex. The transcript has a single exon. Gene Ontology annotation, molecular function: RNA binding; ribosome binding; translation initiation factor activity. Bases 1 to 909 code for a protein of 302 amino acids. The record is from RefSeq and is a predicted model, not a curated record.